Messenger RNA from Pangasianodon hypophthalmus (striped catfish), 4512 nucleotides. It is a transcript of the gene ptpdc1a, whose product is annotated as protein tyrosine phosphatase domain containing 1a. Lineage: Eukaryota; Metazoa; Chordata; Actinopteri; Siluriformes; Pangasiidae. Gene Ontology annotation, biological process: cilium assembly; protein dephosphorylation. The transcript has 11 exons. Bases 178 to 2403 code for a protein of 741 amino acids. Gene Ontology annotation, molecular function: protein tyrosine/serine/threonine phosphatase activity. The record is from RefSeq and is a predicted model, not a curated record.
CCUGUUAAAAUGUAACUGUUUGAAAAUGGCCAGCGAACACACGGUGCAAAUAUUGGGGAUUUGUGCUGCGCUUUAAACAGGACUCCUGCUGUUUUGGGUAUGGUUGUACCACAAAGCGUUAUGACCGGGAGCUGUGCUGAAAAAAAAAACCAUUAAGCGAAGGAAAGAGGCUCUGCCAUGGCAGCAGGUGUCAGUCUGCUGAGUGACGUGACCUACUCCAACUCCAACAGCAGCAGCAGUGCAGGGAACAGUGCAGAGCACACCACUGACAUGGAGCCAGUGAGGAGGGACAUGCAGAAAGUCCUAAGGAGGAGGCGGAGGUUUAGCCCAGCUGUCCUGUUGUUGUCCUCUCAGAAGCUUGUGACAGCAGUCAGCAUGGCCCAGGAGCAGGCAGCAUUGAAUGGAUACGAAUAUUUCAGACCCAGUGUCAGGGUCCCCACAGCAAAGUACACCAAGGUGGGUGAGACCUUGAGGCAUGUAAUCCCGGGCCACAUGCAGUGCUCCAUGGCGUGUGGAGGACGAGCUUGCAAGUAUGAAAACCCAUCUCGCUGGAGUGAUGAAGAACAGGCCAUCAAGGGACUUUACUCCUCUUGGAUCACAGACAACUUAUUAGCCAUGGCAAGGCCUUCCACUGAGAUUAUUGAAAAAUACAGCAUCAUCAACCAGUUUUUGGGAUGCGGACUAAAGACCAUAAUUAACCUGCAGCGCCCAGGAGAACAUGCCAGCUGUGGCUAUCCCCUGGAGCCAGAGAGUGGAUUCACCUACCGCCCAGAGGUCUUCAUGGAGGCAGGGAUCUAUUUCUACAACUUUGGAUGGAAAGACUAUGGGGUAGCCUCCCUUACAACAAUCCUAGACAUGGUGAAGGUCAUGUCUUUUGCUGUGCAGGAGGGGAAGAUGGCCAUUCACUGUCAUGCCGGGCUUGGAAGAACAGGUGUUCUCUUGGCCUGCUAUUUAGUGUUCACUUCACGGAUGAGUGCAGACCAAGCCAUCUUGUUUGUGCGGGCAAAGCGUCCAAGCUCAAUACAGACACGAGGCCAGUUACUGUGUGUGCGUGAGUUUGCACGUUUUGUAGCACCGCUGCACUGUGUGUUCUCAAGUGUCGAACCACGGGCACAUGCUGUCACACUGUCCCAGUACCUGACACGUCAGCGAUACCUGCUGCAUGGCUAUGAGGCUCGCCACAUGAAGCACGUGCCAAAGAUAGUCCACCUGGUCUGCAGGCUCCUGCUAGACAUUGCUGAGAACAGACACACAGCAGAGGAAAAAUACCUGUCUGAGAUCCCUGACCUGACAGCUGAGGUAGAGAAGACCAUAUCGCAGCAGGCCUUGCAGCAGCUAGGAAAGGAGAUGAGGGGGAAGGGCAUCCUUUUGACCUUGCCACACUCCUUGCAAUCCUCCACUCCCCCUCCUGAGCAAUUUGAGAAUGUAAAUGAUGUUAAUAAAGCUCAGAUUUUCCGCAGCUUCAGUGACUCUGUUCUGCACACUUUGGGCUCUAGGUCCAAGGGAUUCGGAUGGCAUUCAGGCGUGUCAAAUCUCCUGAGUGAUCACUGUGUAUCUCAGAGCAGGUUAGCAGAAUCUCCAGAUGUUCAGGUCUCCAGACAACUGCUGACUCCUGAAAACUGUAUUAUGUCCAAACCCGACUCUCUAGCUGGAUCCUCAGCCUCCCUUGACGAACCCAAGAAAGAGGUGGAACACAUGCCUCCCUCACCAGUUUGCAGGAAGCGGAUACCAUUGAGUGAGACAAAGCGCAGCAGGUCUUUUGGGUUUUCGAGAAGUAGCGCAGCCAUAAUGCCCAGGUUGCCAACAAAAGAAAAGUUAAACCAGGGUAUUAGAAAACCAGUAAGAUGUCAUGGCACUUGUACAGGAAGCAGCGAUGUUCCUUUCCUCUUGCUCCAGACUGAGCUUUCUCCAGAGGUUCGCCAUGUGCUGGUGGCUAGGGCUCUCAUGAUGGAUGUAGAAGAGGAGAAUCUAAGGAAUGCCAUUUCAAUGUGGCAGACAGACUUAAAUUGCAGAGAAGGGGCGUGGGAGAGGCUGUGCAUAGAGCGCAAUCCACUGCUGCUCUCUGCUCUCAUGUGGUCAUGGUUGGAGCAGCUGAAGGAGCCGGUCAUCACCAAAGAGGAUGUGGAGGCACUAAGUCAGAACAGCCACAAUCCUCUGCAAGCCCUCAGCAUCAUGGACAAGGGCCACAAACAAACCCUUCUGUGUAUCCUGGACUGUGCUGCACAUUUAAUGAAAUUACCAGAGGAAGUUGAAAUGUCUGUUCUUCAUCGUACAAUCAAAGCAUUCACUAGGGUUACCAAUGAUUCAGAGAAUGGACAGCUGAUCUAUAAAGCUCUUAUGGAAAUUCUAGUCCCAGUUCUGAGUGAUAUGAGAAGAAAAGCGAUAGAAGUAAUACAGAGUUGAGUGUCUGUGCCACUACCCAUAAUCACCUUGGUCAUUGUGGCUAGAUACAUACUGCACUAAUAUUUUUGAAAGAACUAUUGUAUUUCUUCUAUGAAGUGUUGGUGUCAGCAGGCUAGAUGUUCUUAAAUGGUGCUUUGUUGUCAUUUUUAUUCUUUAAAUUAAUGUAAUUUAUUGUCUCAUAAUGCACACAUCAGAUUGGCUGAUUAGUUUUUUUUUUGCUUGUUUUUUUUUUUUUUUUUUUAAAUACUGCCAUAUAUGUGUGUGCCACAUUGUUCUCAAAGUUGUCAUAAUUACUCAAUAUGAUGAAGCAUUUUGGUAUCUUAUGUUUAUUAUCCAACUAACAGCACUAUUUAUUAAGAAAUAUCUAAUUGUUUAGGUAUGAGUAAUGUUUUACAAAAAUAAUUAUCACACUGUCACAAUAUUGUUUGCCUCUUGUUUUUUUUAAAUGUACCUCCACUUUUUAACAUAAAAACCAAAUACAUUGACUGUGCAACAUAUUUUAUUAAAUAUUUGUAUGAUAUGUAUAGUAAAGCAAUUUUGUUAGGACAAAAAUAAGAAAACAAAGACCAAUUCGAGGUUUGCUCUGUUAAAUGUGAUAACUUGUAGCAAAUGUAUGCUGUAUAUUCAUGCAAAUCCUGUUAGAGUAUAUGGCCAGAAGUAUGUGCACACCUGACCAUCACAGCUAUAUGAGCUUGUUGGACAUAAUAUUCCAAAACCAUGGGCAUUAAUAUGGAUUUGUCAUCUCCCGUUGGGGCUGUAACAGCCUCCACUCUUCUGGGAAGGCUUUUAUAAGAUUUUGGAGUGUGUCUGUGGAAAAUCAUUCCCCAUCAGUCAAAAGAGCAUUUGUGAGAUCAGGCACUGAUGUUGGACAAGAAGGCCUUGACUUUCUAAUUAAUUCCAAAGGUAUUCAUUGGGGUUGCGGUCUGCUCUGUGCAGGUCACUGGACUUCCUCCACAGCAGACUCUUCAAACCUGUCUUAAUGGACCUCGCUUUGUGCAUGGGGCACAGGCAAGCUGAAACAGGAAAGGGCCUUCCCCAGACUGUUACCACAAAGCUGGAAUCAUACAAUUGCCUAAAAUGUCUUUGUAACUAAGUGGCCUAGCCCAAACCCUGAAAAACAGCCUCAGACUUUUAUCCCUCCUCCACCAAAAUUUACUGUUGGCACUAUGCAUUCUGGUAGGUAUUGUUCUCUUGGCAUCUGCCAAACCCAGAUGCUUCGAUCAGACUGCCAGAUAGCAAAGCGUGAUUCAUCACUCCAGAGAACAUGUUUCCAGUGCUCCAGAUUCCAGUGGCAGUGUGUUUUACACCACUCCAGCCAAGGCUUGGCAUUGCACAUAGUGAGCUUAGGUUUGUGUGCAGCUUCAUGGCCAUGGAAUCCCAUUUUAUUGUGCUGAUGUUGCUUCCAGAGGCAAAUUGGAACUCUGUAGUGAGUAAUGCAACAGAGGAUACAGCACUUGGCAACCCUGCUAUAUGAGUUUGCAUAGUCUACAGCUUCGUGGCUGAGUUGUUGUUGCUCCUUGACACUUACAUUUCACAAUAAUAACACUUACAGUUGACAGGGAAGAUCUACCAGGGCAAAAAUUUCAGGAACUGAUUUGUGGCCAAGGUGGCAUCUUAUGACGGGGCUAUGUGUAAAUUCAUCGAGCUCUUCAGUGCAACCCAUUCUACUGCCAGUGUUUGUGGAGAUUGCAUGGCUAUGUGCUUGAUUUUAUGAACCUGUUAGCAAUGGGUAUGGCUGAAACACCUGAAGUCAAUAAUUAGGAGGGGUGUCCACAUACUUUCUGCCAUACAAUGUAGGUAUUUCAGCACAACUGACAUCUAACAAGUGUGUACAAGCUUUUGCGUAAUGUCCACUGCCUCAUUUUAACGGCAUUAUUUUCUACUAAGCUGCUGUUUUGUAAAUGGUCGACACUGUCUGUUGACAAAAAGCACUGUAGCUAACUAAAGUUUAAACUUUAACCUCAUUCUCUUAUUGAAUGUAUAUGAAAUUUUAAGUGAACAUUAACUUGAACUAGUGGGAAAUUGUAAAAAGCAUCUGAGCAUAUUGAGGAUUUUAAGGCACUUUUUGUUCUUAUCUACAUGCCAGUAAAAUAAACUUUAAUAAAAUGA